CUCGAUCCAUGCAAUAAGACGGCACUGAAUAAACUAGACAAAGUGCAAUCUCGUUGUCUACGCUUGAUUACCGGAGCAAUGAAAUCUACCCCGGUUAACGCCCUGCAGGUUGAGUGUGUUGACCCUCCCCUAGCUCUUCGCAGACAGUAUCUGUGUGAUAAAUAUUUUUUUAAAUCCAUCUAUAACUCUUCCCAUAUCCUUUGGCCCAAACUCCAUAAUCUCCUUCAAAUCUCCACUAGUCAAAAUCUCCGACCCUCUGCUAAUUUUUCUUGUUUACUAAAAAGCUUUAUAAGAUUCACCCGUCUGCCUGAUCCUACUGUUCAGUUUGAACUUUAUCCUCUCUUCUCCGUUAACUUCCAGUCCCUUACGUACAAUCCACCCAUCCUUUUAAAUUGUGGCAUAACUAAAGAUACAAUUAAUGCAAAUGCUACAUUUAAUGAAAUUGUAUCCAAUAAAUGGCCCAAUUGGCACCUCUUUUUUACCGAUGCCUCAAAAAUGUCCGAUAUGUCAUGUGUGGGAGUCGCUGUUUGGUACCCUCAAUCCAGCAUUAUUCUUCAGUUUAAGUGCCCCCCUUUAUCUACUGUCUACACUGGUGAAGCUACAGGCAUUCUCGAAGCCCUCAAUUUCAUUAACUCUCACAACCUUGAUAAAGCGGUUAUAUUUUCCGACUCAUUAAGCUGCCUCCAAGCCCUUCUAUCUAAUCCUUUUCGAUCUAAAUCCUGUCACCCCUUGAUUUUAAGAAUACGUGUGGUUCUCCUAAAUUGCCUCAACAAGGGUCUCCACAUUCAAAUCACUUACAUACCAGGUCAUACUGGUAUAGGGGGUAAUGAGAUGGCUGACUCUUUGGCUAAGUCUGCUACGCAAGUGGGUUGCAAUACUCACUUCAGUAAUUAUAGUCAAGACCUUGUUCCACUAUCAAAAUUGCGCUUGGAUGGGAAGUGGUUGAAUCUUUGGCAAGAGUCCAGCCGCACAAAAGCCGCUCCAAGUUGAUCAAAAUUUCUGCAUUUUCCCACUCAGUUCCAAAUGUUAAAUGUCACAACCGAACAAGUCUAACUGGCUGAAAUUUGAGUCCUGUCUCUCCCAUAUAUACUGGACAUUGGCGAAGUCCCUUUUUAUUGGGUGGAGCCAUUAAUUAAGAGAAGAAGAAGAAGA
Colias croceus (clouded yellow) is the source of this 1152-nucleotide messenger RNA. RefSeq lists its product as uncharacterized. The record is from RefSeq and is a predicted model, not a curated record. Gene Ontology annotation, molecular function: RNA-DNA hybrid ribonuclease activity; nucleic acid binding. The transcript has 2 exons. Gene Ontology annotation, biological process: DNA replication, removal of RNA primer. Bases 79 to 990 code for a protein of 303 amino acids. Lineage: Eukaryota; Metazoa; Arthropoda; Insecta; Lepidoptera; Pieridae.